Messenger RNA from Jatropha curcas, 1540 nucleotides. RefSeq lists its product as uncharacterized. The record is from RefSeq and is a predicted model, not a curated record. Lineage: Eukaryota; Viridiplantae; Streptophyta; Magnoliopsida; Malpighiales; Euphorbiaceae. Gene Ontology annotation, molecular function: DNA-binding transcription factor activity.
UAAUAAAAUCAAAGACACAGUAGCAGAUUCUGAUUAGCAGCAAGAAAGAAAUGAAUUGCUUUAUUUUCCGGCAAGAAAGCUCUUUUGACAUUCAGCAUCCAACAACAAAUCUAUCAUUAACCACCAAACAAACAACGAUCUCUGAUACAAACUCUUUCUCUCUAAAUUCCUUCUCUCACUCUGUUUCCUCUCCAUCAGCCAAUUCAUUGACCAUCGACACGGCUGAAUCGCGUGUGGGCUCAGUUUCUCGUGCACUAGCAGCAACAUAUGAGGCACAGAAUUCCGGCGAUGGUCCGUCAGUAACUAUCCAGAAACGGCCGCGUUUCGGGUGGACGCCAUGUCCGAUUUCAAAUGACGAGUUUGAUAGGCAUAUUUCCUGCAAUCUAAAUCUGACUCUUGGACCUUCUACACUUCAAGCCAAUAGGAGUCCUUAUUCAGCUGGGAUGCCUGAUCCGCAUCAGGAAUUUCCCAAAUCUCCAGAACUAAAGUUUAAUGAUAAUGGUAAAGAAUUUCAUAUGUUGGUUAUUUCUGAUGGCAGAAAUGGUAAUCAAGGGCCUGUCACAAAUGAUGUACCCCAGGACCGGGAUUUGGAAGUAUCCUCGGAUUUUCUGAGUGCAAAUCAUAUUGCUGAGGCUAUGGCUAUGCGCUCGCAAAUAGAAGUUCAAAAACGGUUGCAUGAACAACUUGAGGUACAAAAAGCCCUUCAGCGACGGAUUGAGGGACACGAAAGGUAUUUGAGAAAGAUCAUCAAUGAAGGAUACUCCAAAAUAAUUAAGGGGGAUGAGGAAAAAUUUUAAAAAUAAUUAAAAGGGGGCCAAAACAAAAAAAAAGAAAAUGUUUUGCAAGGCUUAAAAAAAUUUCUAGAUGUUGGUUGGUCUGGUUCUUCUCAGUGGAAGAAUAGCAGAAAACUAGUAGUGCCGUUCUUUCCCUCAGAAGCUUGUCAUUGCCAUCGUCGACCAAUUCAUAUCAGGACUCCGAGCUGUAGCCACCACCUUCCCCCAAUGGUUGUCAAUCAACGUCCCCAAUCAGAUGAGCCUAAACAUAGUAACUUGUCAUCAGUCUCAUCAUUAUCAUCAAGUAGAAAGCCACUGAUAGCUGUAACUCUGCAAAACGAGCAUCUGAUAAGAAGAUCUGUGUAGAAGAGAAAUCAGAAUCAACAAUAGGAAAGGGUGUGGUUAAAAAUCAGAUCAUAUCUUAAUUAUAAAAGCAUUUGUCAAAAAAAUUGUGAAUAUGUUGUGUUUCCCUAAAUGCAGUGAGUUGAAAAUGAUUGUGGUGGCCCCAAAUAGUUUAAUAUCUAGAUUUCUCCGGUUCAUCCGAUUUCACUUAUGAUUUUUUUUAAGUCAAUUCAAAUUGAAGCAACAGCAACCUUCAGUUCAUGUUUUAAUUGAUCCGUGUCAUAAGUAUGAAGAAGGGAGUUAGAAGGAAAGAAAUUCUAUGAGAAUGUUUAUUUCAGUGUAUUAGAAAAAGUACAAGUGAGCCUGUUUAUAUAAUAGCAAUACAGAGGAGUUAGUCCUCUCUUCUAGCUGAUUCACAAGCAUAA